AUGCUGGUGUGGCACAUUCAAGAUAUCUCUCGUGUCAUUACUUCUUCUAUCCCUCUCCCGGAUCACCGUUUGCAGGUCGCCACCUACACAGUUGUCACAGCCCAAGUCAUCAUCAUCAGCGAGUCGAGUCGAGACGGGCGGAUGCGAUCAACAAGGUCCAAGAUUCUAAGCAGCAAGUUCGACGGAGGAGAAGGACAACCAAAGCCCGGGAAGAUUCAUCGCAAGAACAGUCGAUCUCGCUGCCAGCGGCCAACAAAAACAAAGAUUCGAAAGGGUGUCGAAGUGCAGGCUUCAAGAUACGAGUUGUAA
Molecule: messenger RNA, 309 nt
Organism: Zymoseptoria tritici IPO323
Lineage: Eukaryota; Fungi; Ascomycota; Dothideomycetes; Mycosphaerellales; Mycosphaerellaceae
Exons: 3
Coding region: 1-309 (102 amino acids)
Source: RefSeq, a predicted model, not a curated record